AUGGGUUUCUCAAGUUUUUUAGGUCUGAUCCAAGGCUCAAAUGGAUUGAGUGUCACACAUGUGCCGACAGAUUUUACUUAUUCUUAAUUUUUUUUGCUAAUGCACCAGGUCGUUUCAUCGGGCAACAAGCUGACUAUAUCGAACACGUGGGAGAAGAUAAUGCAUGGGUUUGAUGAUUUGACAUCCAUUAAGCAUCUUCCUUUCGCUAAUUCUUGGCAUUCGCUUUGGGACACAUUCAGCAUAAGCAAUUCCUGGCGUUUGUUUCCAAAAAUACACGUCGUAAGCAUACUUGAAGAGCUAACAAUAUGGGGUUGCACGCACAUCCCACCUAUACGCUGCCUGCCCGAACAGACAGUUCUCCGAAGCUUGGUUGUAAAAGACUGUCCUGGAAUGCAAGUCGUGACAGAUGAACUGCUUCCACGCACGCUCGAUUCCUUGGUAGUUGAUAGCUGCGAGGACCUAAGGUGUUUGCAGUUGGCGCAGCAGAACCGAGAUGCACUUAAUGAGCUGCAGAUUGUGAACUGCCCCAAGCUCACAAUGGUGGAAGGGCUGAAUUGCAUUUUCUUCCCCAAAUUCUUAACAAUAGAGCAAUGCCCUCAACUCCUGCUUCCGCAUUCAGAGGAAGAAGAGCGCAAAGAAACAAUUGAUGAUAUGGAAUGAGUGAUGAGAUGUGGGGUGAUUCAACAAGUGAUGAGGUGUGAGGUGAUUGCAAUAUGGCCCAAUUCCCAGAAGGGCUUCCUUCUAGUAGCAGCUCCCGUUCCCCGGCACAUAUCCUUGCAGAACCAUUGAAAUCGAUCGGCACGAGGCCUAUUAAAUCUAUUUUUAAUUAUUUUUAUCUAAGCAAUAAAAAAACUAAGUUUAUAUAUUUCUUUUUUGCUUUGAUACAAAAUUGAACAUUUGCUGGUAUGACACACGCACGUACUGCACCAACAAGUAUUUGGCAUGGGUGUCGGCAAUGAUAUUUAAAUCCGUGGUCAACAUUAACCAAGGUUGAUUGCUGUCAUCUUCCUUGAAUGUACAAUGUGUUAA
This is a messenger RNA of Elaeis guineensis (African oil palm), 1029 nucleotides long. The record is from RefSeq and is a predicted model, not a curated record. NCBI's taxonomy places the organism in Eukaryota, Viridiplantae, Streptophyta, Magnoliopsida, Arecales, Arecaceae.